Messenger RNA from Torulaspora delbrueckii, 612 nucleotides. RefSeq names its product E2 ubiquitin-conjugating protein UBC8 (gene UBC8). Gene Ontology annotation, molecular function: ubiquitin conjugating enzyme activity. The record is from RefSeq and is a predicted model, not a curated record. The transcript has a single exon. Gene Ontology annotation, cellular component: nucleus. Lineage: Eukaryota; Fungi; Ascomycota; Saccharomycetes; Saccharomycetales; Saccharomycetaceae. Gene Ontology annotation, biological process: protein polyubiquitination; ubiquitin-dependent protein catabolic process. Bases 1 to 612 code for a protein of 203 amino acids.
AUGAAGCUGUUGAUGAGCGAUCAUGAAGUGGAGUUGGUCAACGAUAACAUGCAGGAGUUCCAUGUGAAGUUUCGCGGGCCGAAGGAUACACCUUAUGAGAAAGGAGUAUGGAGAUUACAUGUCGAGCUGCCCGAUAACUACCCUUACAAGUCGCCUAGUAUAGGGUUUGUGAACAAAAUCCUUCAUCCCAAUAUUGACGUUGCAUCUGGAUCCAUUUGUUUAGAUGUUAUAAAUUCAACCUGGUCUCCGCUUUAUGAUUUGAAGAAUAUUGUGGAAUGGAUGAUCCCAGGGCUCUUGAAAGAGCCCAACGGGAGUGAUCCAUUGAACAAUGAGGCAGCUACUUUACAACUGCGCGAUAAGAAACUGUACGAAGAGAAGAUCAAAGAAUAUAUCGACAAGUAUGCAUCGGAUGAGAAGUACGACCAGUUGUUUGGGCACGGGAGUGACGAAUCACAAGAAGAAGAGGAAGAAGAAUUUGACAACUUCGACGAAGAUGAAGAUGAAGACGACGACGAUGAUGACGAUCUUGAUGCUGAGGCUAGUGAUGAAGACGGUUUAGACGAAUCUGAUGGAAUUAGCGAUGAGUUAAGUGACAUAGAGAUGAGUAGCUGA